AUGUAUACAUCAAUCUUCAGUUAUCAAUUGUCACGACCUUAUCCCUAUCGUUGGUUCACCUACGUCGUCUUCCUUGGUGGUGGUGCUGCUGCCAUUGCGCUGUUUUCAGUUAUUAGUCUUGCGGCAAAUGGCUACACCACGAGUCUCACUCCAACCGUACGAGAAGAGCUCAGCACAAGCACCUGGAGCAAUACCUUUGGGAAAGACGUUCUGGCACACGACUGGUUGCAUGUUCGUCCUCUUGGUGGAUAUGGCAACGAAACUCGCGUCACCAAUCUUUCCGACACCUUCACGUCUGUAUCACUGUACGCCGAUGGCCUUGCCAGAUCAGGACGUGCACUCAUCCUAACCGACCUAGGUCAAUCCAGUCCGUCCAAAUUCUUCGCCAGCCCUCAGAAGACAGUUGACUUGAUCAACGCGACCCUACAAUUUCACCAAGAGAACUUGGCAACAGCAAACGCCACAUUAUACUGGACUCCGAUCUGCAAUGUCAACGACACCGAGUCUCUCCUGCAUCCAAAGUCGCUCGACCCGGCCGCUUUCUACGGGUGGACUAACACGGGUAUCCCGCUUGUCCAACCAGCCUACAUAUCCACGCAGUAUCUCUGCAACGUGACCAAGAUGAAGUCGACAGCCUCAGUCAUUUUCAGCGUGAUUGUGGUGGACCUCGUCUACUUGCAGGCUUUGUGGGCGCUGCUGAACUGGGCCGUCACAACACCUCUCCAACGCGUAAAUAGUGAUGCUAUGUACUGUGCAGGAUAUGCGAAGGGGCUCGCUGUGGAAGAGGCACAUGUGGCCAAGGGCGGUCAGACAGUUGUCACUGCUCAAAGCGCAGAAUCACAGCUGCAAGACGAGCCGCAGCCUCCAGUAAAAUGA
Molecule: messenger RNA, 876 nt
Organism: Exophiala bonariae
Lineage: Eukaryota; Fungi; Ascomycota; Eurotiomycetes; Chaetothyriales; Herpotrichiellaceae
Exons: 2
Coding region: 1-876 (291 amino acids)
Source: RefSeq, a predicted model, not a curated record